Coffea eugenioides is the source of this 1716-nucleotide messenger RNA. Its product is annotated as lysine-specific demethylase JMJ706-like. Gene Ontology annotation, cellular component: nucleus. NCBI's taxonomy places the organism in Eukaryota, Viridiplantae, Streptophyta, Magnoliopsida, Gentianales, Rubiaceae. The coding region runs from base 1 to 1716 and encodes 571 amino acids. Gene Ontology annotation, molecular function: histone demethylase activity. The record is from RefSeq and is a predicted model, not a curated record. The transcript has 9 exons. Gene Ontology annotation, biological process: chromatin remodeling.
AUGUCAAUGAUGAAGCAGAAGAAGACGGUACAGAAGAAGACGUUGAAAGCCAGGCAUACCUUAUCUUCUGGGACCAAUCCUCAUAAUGAAAGGCUUAAGCAAGACCGCCCCUCCAUAGUUAUCCCUGCACUUACCAGCACAAAGCCCAAAAGGAGACUCCACUCCACUCGCAAUUCUUCUUCUUCACUGCAUCUUCUUCAGGAAGCCGUUCUUACCAAAUGUUCUUCAGGAUCCCAAGAAGAAGAUGAGUUGGCAGGGUCAUUUAAUCCCGGAUGGAUGGACAAAAUCCAUCACUGUCCUGUGUAUCAUCCAUCAACGGAUGAAUUUGACGAUCCAUUUGUAUACCUGCAGAAGAUUGCCCCAGAAGCAUCAAAAUAUGGAAUUUGUAAGGUGGUUUCUCCCCUGAUUUCAUCUAUCCCUGCUGGUGUGGUGCUGAUGAAGGAGAAAAAAGGUUUCAAAUUCACAACUCAAGUGCAACCUUUAAGGCUUGCAACAUGGGAUAAUGAUGACAAGAUUAGUUUCCAUUUCAGAGGAAGGAAUUAUACUCUUCGCAACUUUGAGAGCAUGGCCAACCAGGAAGCGGCUCGAAAAUAUUGCGUUUCUGGAUGUCUCCCUUCGGCAUAUUUGGAAAGGGAAUUCUGGAACCAAAUGGAAAAAGGAAAGAGAGGAACUGUUGAGUAUGCAAUUAAUGUUGAUGGUAGUGCUUUCUCACGUUCUUCUGGUGAUCCUCUUUCAGGAAGUAAAUGGAACUUGAAGGAACUUCCGCGCCUGCAUUGGUGCACAUUGCGUUUGCUGGAAAAUGCAAUCCCGGGAGUAACGGAUCCCAUGCUGUACAUAGGAAUGCUCUUUAGCAUGUUUGCAUGGCACGUUGAGGAUCAUUAUCUCUACAGCAUUAAUUACCAUCAUUGUGGGGCGCCUAAGACUUGGUACGGGGUUCCUAGUAAUGCAGCACUUCAGUUUGAGAACGUCGUCCAGCAUUGCGUAUAUGACCGUCUCCUGUCUGUAGAUGGAGAGGAUGGAGCUUUCAAUGUUCUUGCAGAGAAAACAACCCUGUUUCCUCCCAAAAUUUUGCUUCAGCAUGGCGUCCCUGUUUACAAGGCUGUGCAAAUGCCAGGGGAGUUUGUGAUUACCUUUCCAAGAGCAUAUCACGCUGGAUUUAGUCAUGGCUUCAACUGUGGUGAGGCAGUAAAUUUUGCAGCUGCUGAUUGGUAUCCUUUUGGAGCCGAAGCUAGCCAUCGUUACGCCCGCCUUAGAAAAAUGCCGGUUAUUCCUUAUGAAGAGCUGCUUUGCAAAGAAGCAAUGCUAGUUUCGGAGUAUGAAAUUAAGGAGAAUGCCGAUUUGGUCCCUCUUCGUUGUUUGAAGAUUUCAUUUGCUUGCCUAUUGAGAUUGCAUCAGUAUGCCCGGUGGAGCAUAAAGAAAUCAAGACCAUCAGUGAAUAUACAUCCAAAGUCUCAGGGAACCAUCUUCUGCAUCAUUUGCAGACGGGAAUGUUAUCUUGGACACCUGAUGUGCAACUGUUAUACUGAUCCCAUUUGCCUCUUCCAUGGAAGCCUCAUUUCUAAAUGCCCAUGUGGGAGCAGCUGUAAUCUUUUCAUUCGAGAUGACAUACGAGAAAUGGAGGAUGUGGCAAAAAUGUUCGAGCAGGAGAAAGGAAUCCACCGGGAGGUUGAGCGACAAAUGAGACGUUGGUUGUUAUCUGUGGAAGACGGAAGAUGA